Molecule: messenger RNA, 2556 nt
Organism: Setaria italica (foxtail millet)
Lineage: Eukaryota; Viridiplantae; Streptophyta; Magnoliopsida; Poales; Poaceae
Product: folate-biopterin transporter 1, chloroplastic
Exons: 9
Coding region: 86-1798 (570 amino acids)
Cellular component (GO): membrane
Source: RefSeq, a predicted model, not a curated record
UUGGCGCGGCGAGACUGAAGCCCGAGUAAACGGGAGGAGAGGAGAGAAGCAAAACGAAGCUCGCAACCAGCCAACCACGCCGGAGAUGGCCUUCAGCUUCCUGCUCUCCCCGCCGACUCUUCCGCUCCCGAGCCCCACGGCCACCGCCACCGCCACGGCCUCCUCGUACCUAAUCUCCGCCGUCCACGGGCGCCGCCGCCGCCCGCUGGAACACGGCUGCCGCUGCGGUCGCCCGCCGGAGACGGCGUUCAGUGACAGCUCCGGCGGCCGCGACUCAUACGACGACGAGGAGGCCGCUCCCCGGACCCUCGGCCUCGACGGCAGCAGCGCAUCCUCCUCGGGCCGUCAAACGGUUCGGAGUGCAGCGCCAAGACAUCAGGGAACUUUGAAAGGAGGGGACACAAGUGAUGCAGACCAUGAGGGGUGGCAAAAGAGGGAAUAUACUACAGAUGGGUUUUCAAAGAGCAGAUCCAAGUCAGGCUACUUCAAAGCAUUCGGGGUUGAUUUGUCCCCUGAUAAUGUGGCUGUUGCUAUCGUUUAUUUUGUGCAAGGAGUUUUAGGUCUUUCCAGGCUUGCUGUCAGUUUCUACUUAAAAGAUGAUCUUCAUCUUGAUCCAGCAGAGACUGCAGUUGUAUCUGGUUUCUCAGCCUUGCCAUGGUUGGUCAAGCCCCUCUAUGGCUUUAUCAGUGAUUCCUUCCCUCUCUUUGGAUAUCGAAGAAGGUCAUACCUAUUUCUAUCAGGCCUCCUUGGAGCACUUUCCUGGAGUUUGAUGGCGACUGUUGUGGAUGAUAAAUACAGUGCAGCACUGUCUAUUAUUCUUGGAUCUCUUGCAGUUGCUGUCGCUGAUGUUGUGGUUGAUUCUAUGGUGGUUGAGAGAGCUCGAGGUGAAUCACAGAGUACAUCUGGAUCUCUCCAGUCACUAUGUUGGGGAUCCUCAGCCUUUGGUGGAGUUGUGAGUGCAUACUUCAGUGGUUCUUUUGUGGACACUUAUGGCGUAAGAUUUGUCUUUGGUGUUACGGCACUUUUGCCUCUGAUGACGUCUACUGUUGCAGUUCUUGUAAAUGAAGAACGCUUACCUUUGGGCGAACGUUCUGUCUCACUUUCAGUUUCAGGUUCAGAAUUGAUUGAGAGCUCUAAGCAGCGUAUCAUGCAGAUUUGGAAUUCAAUAAAGCAACCGAGCAUAUUCCUACCCACCUUGUUCAUAUUCCUUUGGCAAGCAACGCCACAAUCGGACUCUGCUAUGUUUUUCUUUAUCACAAACAAGCUUGGAUUUUCUCCAGAAUUUCUAGGACGUGUCACGCUUGUUACAUCUGUUGCAUCCUUAUUGGGUAUUGGAUUGUACAAUUCGUUUUUGAAGGAAGUUCCAUUGAGGAAAAUCUUUCUUGUGACAACAAUUUUAGGUUCUGCUCUGGGAAUGACACAGGUUCUUCUUGUCACUGGCCUCAACCGGAAGCUUGGCAUAAGCGACGAGUGGUUCUCCAUUGGGGAUUCCUUGAUUAUCACAGUCCUUGGUCAGGCUUCCUUCAUGCCUGUUUUGGUGUUGGCUGCGAAAUUGUGCCCUCCAGGAGUGGAAGCAACUUUAUUUGCUACUUUGAUGUCCAUUUCAAAUGCGGGCAGUGUUGCUGGUGGUCUAGUGGGCGCAGGUCUAACUCAGUUCUUGGGAGUCACCAGAGACAAUUAUGAAAAUCUGGCUCUGCUGAUCGCCGUCUGCAAUCUCACUUCCCUGCUACCUCUUCCUCUUCUGGGUCUCCUGCCUAAUGAAUCCCCUACAGAUAGUGCACCGACAAAAAAUGAUUGACGUUCUCUUUUGAUGGAUUUUCACAAGACGUGGAUACUCUUUCGCCAGAAACUUAUGUCAGACUGCUUUUUGUCUAGAGCAGUGCAGUGCUCAUCACUGUAUAUAAAGAACGGUGCGCUGACAAUGUACAAGGGGUAAACAAUUUUAUUGAACCAAGAUUGUUCGCCGCUUCUCUUUUCAAAAUGUACGAAGGGGAGGUAAGAGCAUCUGCUAUAUUGUUCAUAUUCAUCCCCAAUACUAAAAAAAACUACCCUUUAGAAGAUUUUGGAGAUGGAAGAGAACUUCAGCAAACUACCAAUCAGAUCUCCAAUACCAAAGUUUUUUCAGCAAUUGCCAAAAACUCAACUCCUCUCCCCUUGAUGUAGGGGAGAAGCAGCGCUCUCCAGGCGCAAUGAAAACAGCAUGUCAGUCCUUUGAGAUGUAACUCAAUUAAAGAACCAUAUCCAUUUGAACUAAAGAAACGAAGUGCUGGGGCAGCACUUCGUUUCUUUAGUUCAAAUGGAUGGUCCUUUAAUUUGAGAAUUAGAUUUUGAGUCGGUUGAUGUUGUCCAAACUUGUAUUUGAGAUGUAACUCAAUUAAAGAACCAUAUCCCCAGCACUUCGUUUCUUUAGUUCAAAUGGAUGGUCCUUUAAUUUGAGAAUUAGAUUUUGAGUCGGUUGAUGUUGUCCAAACUUGUAUGUGGGUGUGGCAACAAACUACUACUUUGUAAUAAUUAUGGACUGAUUCCCAUCGAAAGAGAAAGGUUGAAGCCGGAUUA